Molecule: messenger RNA, 1573 nt
Organism: Theobroma umbraticum
Lineage: Eukaryota; Viridiplantae; Streptophyta; Magnoliopsida; Malvales; Malvaceae
Gene: PIN5
Product: Auxin efflux carrier family protein
Biological process (GO): auxin export across the plasma membrane; auxin polar transport
Cellular component (GO): plasma membrane; endoplasmic reticulum
Molecular function (GO): auxin efflux transmembrane transporter activity
Source: RefSeq, a predicted model, not a curated record
CUUUGCUUAACAUGUUUCAUUCAUUCAAUAGUACUUGAAAACCCUUAACUACAAGACGCGGUAAGAGCCCAUCUUUGAAGGGUUUUCAAAGGUACUUAGGAGGAAAAAAAAAGAAGAAAGAAAAGAGAAAAUGAUAGGGUGGGAAGAUGUUUACAAGGUGGUUGUGGCUAUGGUGCCUCUCUAUGUUGCACUGAUGUUAGGGUAUGGAUCAGUGAAGUGGUGGCGGAUAUUCACCGCGGAACAGUGUGAUGCUAUAAACCGCCUUGUCUGCUAUUUCACUCUCCCUCUCUUCGCUGUGGAAUUCACAACUCAUAUUGAUCCGUUUCAAAUGAAUUAUCGAUUCAUUGGUGCUGAUACCAUAUCCAAGCUUGUUAUUGUGGUGGUUCUAGCCUUUUGGGCAAAGUGUAGUAGCAAAGGGAGCUAUUGCUGGUCCAUCACAAGUUUCUCUUUGUCUGCUUUAACUAAUGCUUUGGUUGUGGGGGUGCCUUUGAUGAGAGCCAUGUAUGGCCAAACAGGGGUCGAUCUUGUUGUCCAGUCAUCUGUUGCCCAAGCGAUUAUCUGGUUGACGGUUUUGCUAUUUGUUUUGGAAUUUCGGAGGUCAGGAGUCUCCAUUUCUUCAGCAACAAAAGAUGGUAAUGAACAGGAGAAAGAUGUAGAAGGAAACACAGAGAAUGCUGGGGUACUCAGCACCAGGCCUUCUUUCUGGAAUCUGAUGAAGGUUGUGGGGAUGAAACUGGCUGUGAAUCCCAAUUCAUAUGCUUGUGUUAUUGGCCUUGCUUGGGCUUUUGUUGCAAACAGGUGGCAUUUUGAGAUGCCAAGCAUAAUGGAGGGAUCAAUAUUGGUAAUGUCAAAGGCUGGAACAGGCACUGCCAUGUUUAGCAUGGGAACCUUCAUGGCUCUUCAAGAAAAAAUAAUAGCCUGUGGCACAAGUUUGACGAUAUUCGGGAUGGUUUUGAGGUUUAUUGCUGGACCAGCGGCCAUGGCCAUUGGGGCCAUCGCUGUGGGUUUGCAUGGUGAUGUUUUACGUGUCGCCAUCAUUCAGCAUCUCAGCAAUGUGGUUCACUCCAGUCGACUAAAAAGCCAGCAGCAUUGCCGCAAUCCAUUACCUCCUUCAUCUUCGCCAAGGAAUAUGGCAUGCAUGCAGAAGUACUCAGCACUGCAGUGAUAUUUGGCACCAUCGUAUCGUUACCGGUGUUGGUCGCUUACUAUGCAAUUUUAGAGUCUGUACAUUAAUCUACCUCGGCCGACCUCAUUUCAUACUCUUUUUUUUUUUCGAUGAAAGGGGAAGGGGGGAGGGAUGAUCAAUGUCUUUUUUCCAUUUUCUUUAAUUUUCUUGUUUUUGAUCCAGUAUUGUAACCGGAAUUAGUUUAUAACUAUAAUUAACUCAGUGGUAGGUAAUGUUAAGAUGCAAAUGAUAUCUUAAAAUCACAUUAUCUCUGGAAAAAUGGGAAACAAAAUAUUAAUGAUAUUAAAAAUGAGGAAGAUUUUUAUAUGUGAUUAAUCGAGUUUUAAGUCAUUUGCAAAAUCUAUUGUGAAUAUUUUGUGUUUAGUAUUUGUUUUCUUCUUCUUGGUU